This is a messenger RNA of Arvicanthis niloticus (Nile rat), 2198 nucleotides long. Lineage: Eukaryota; Metazoa; Chordata; Mammalia; Rodentia; Muridae. The record is from RefSeq and is a predicted model, not a curated record.
GCCUGCGCCUGCGCACUGGUACAAAAGGGGCUCGUGCUCAACUCGCGCGCUAGCCGUCCAACUCGCCUCGCCUCGCGCUCAGCUUGCCUGGUUUCUGAUCCCCGCCAUGGAGGAGGCUGAGACGGACGCCACGGAAAACAAGCGCGCCUCUGAGGCCAAACUUGCCUCAGCCAUGCCGCCUCCGCCUCCCAUCUCUCCGCCCGCCCUCAUCCCGGCGCCCGCGGCCGGUGAGGAGGGCCCGGCGUCCCUGGCCCAGGCGGGCGCUCCCGGCUGCUCUCGCUCUCGGCCCCCGGCGUUGGAGCCCGAGCGCAGCCUGGGCCGCUUGAGAGGCCGCUUCGAGGACUACGAUGAAGAGUUGGAAGAGGAUGAGGAGAUGGAGGAGGAAGAAGAGGAGGAGGAAGAGAUGAGCCACUUCUCUCUGCGUCUGGAGUCGGGACGGGCAGACUCGGAGGACGAGGAGGAGCGCCUGAUUAAUCUUGUUGAGCUGACCCCGUACAUCUUGUGUUCCAUUUGCAAAGGUUACUUGAUAGAUGCAACUACCAUUACAGAAUGUCUUCAUACCUUUUGUAAAAGCUGCAUCGUGAGACAUUUUUACUAUAGCAACAGAUGCCCGAAAUGCAACCUAGUGGUCCACCAGACUCAGCCUCUUUAUAAUAUAAGAUUGGACCGGCAGUUACAAGACAUAGUAUACAAAUUAGUGAUCAAUCUAGAGGAAAGAGAAAAAAAGCAAAUGCAUGACUUCUAUAAAGAAAGAGGUCUAGAAGUCCCUAAGCCUGCUGUUCCACAGCCAGUCCCUUCAAGCAAAGGAAGAACUAAGAAAGUCCUCGAGUCAGUGUUUCGUAUUCCGCCUGAACUUGAUAUGUCUUUAUUACUUGAGUUCAUUGGUGCUAAUGAAGAUACAGGACAUUUUAAGCAUUCACUGAGAUUUGAUCCAUUAGAAAAGAAGUUUGUACGUGUUUCAGGAGAAGCAACUAUUGGACAUGUAGAAAAAUUUCUUAGAAGAAAAAUGGGUCUUGAUCCAGCUUGUCAGGUAGAUAUCAUCUGUGGGGAUCACUUAUUGGAGCGGUACCAAACUCUACGGGAAAUCCGACGUGCAAUAGGUGAUGCAGCAAUGCAGGAUGGUCUGCUUGUUCUUCAUUAUGGUCUUGUGGUUUCUCCUUUGAAAAUAACUUGAAGAUACAAGGGUAUACGAGAAACACAGUAAGGAGGCUUCGGCGGAUCUGCAUCACACCAAAGAUUGUCACAAAGCAUGUAACCACCACCACUUUAUGCUGUUAAGAGCUAGCUUCUGUUUCAGCACCAGAACCCUAGCAUUAUGUGUACAACUUGAAACAAUAGAAUGUAUUUGCUACACUAAAGACUAUGUAAAAAACAUUCAUAACUCAGGGGAAAAACUGAAAACACUGAAUUUCCAAAUUCCUUGUGAUUCCAAAUAUGAGGAAGUUGCUGGUUGCUUCCCAUCUUUGUGUUACGUUGGUUGUUUUCCCAAAACUGGGAUUCUGCCUUCUAACUGCAUGGGUUGGGUGGGAAUCCUUCAGAACAGUUUUGCUUUGAAUUCAAAGCCAGUCUGUUAAACCUCGGGGUGCGCUUAGCACCAAAACUACUGGCCACUUAUAUGUUCCUGUCCUAUUCUGGACUUAAAAAAAUUUUCCGAUGAUACUACUAAAGCACUGUUACUCAGCUCUGAGACUGGAGAGACUCUCCUGUUAGAAAUGGCUCUUCUUAACAUCCCUUAAUAUGAGGUGCUUCUUUAUGAUGGUUUAUUUGCAUAUAUCAGUGCCACUGGGACAGGUGUCACAAAAUUCCCUCAGUGUGGCUGUUGAUAAUGGCACUGAUUGUAACAGUAGCAAAACUUUCAGGUGAAUUACCAGAAGUUUACAGAACCCUAUUGUUUCCUCAGUCACUUAGAUUAUCUGGUUCUGUGUUUAAUGGUUUUGUUUUCUAGUCAUUUGGUUAAAGAAUCAGAGUCUUUGAGAACCUUGCUUUCACAAAGACUUAAUUGUAAACAUUAUUUUGCCUAAAAUUAGCAUUCUGAUGCUUUCUAAAAUAAAUAUUUUAUAGACUUAUUUCAUAGCAAAAUUUCCAAAUCUGUACAGAAAUUUAAGAAAUUAGACUUACAUUGGCGACUGUUUUUGUAAAGAAUUUAUGAAUUGUACAUAAAUCUCUUCUGACAUUUAAUAAAAAUUUAUUUUAGCCAA